Molecule: messenger RNA, 2865 nt
Organism: Priapulus caudatus
Lineage: Eukaryota; Metazoa; Priapulida; Priapulimorpha; Priapulimorphida; Priapulidae
Exons: 4
Coding region: 101-559 (152 amino acids)
Source: RefSeq, a predicted model, not a curated record
UCCGAUGUAUGCGUGAAUUCGGAGCCACUGAUCGUCAAUUCAGACCUUGGCUUUGCCUUGUUAAUUCUCUGUUAUACGAAAACAGUUUUGUUUGCUCAUUAUGGACGGUUUUAAGAAUACAAUCGCGUGUUUUGGCUUCCUCGUAAUUAUUAUGCUAGUUAAUCAAGCCGGUGCUAUCAGGUGCCAAUACUGCUCGUCGUUCAUAGAUGGCAUUAGCUGUCACACAGACACGUUCGAUAAGGAGUCCGACCAGUUUGUCGUUGACUGCGACAACAAGACACUUCAGGAUCACCAGUCGUGGAACACUGUCUUCAACAAGACAACAGGAUUCACCAUGUGCAGGAAGAUGACCAUCGACAGUGACGAAGGCCUACGAACGUUCAGGGACUGCGCAUUUGAGGAGAAAUACAACGAGCGGAAUUUCUGGUACAUAUCCUUAGGCAGUGUCAAACAAGUUGUCUACCAAUGCGACGAGGAACUCUGUAAUUCUGUCGGCCACUUGGCACCAUGGACCGGCAUCAUGGCACUACUCCUGGUUGCUGUCAAAAGCUGUUUCUAGAUCCAAGUGGCAGUCUGUAAAGGCAAGAGCAUUUGGGUGGGUCGAGAGGGGGGCAUCAUGAAAAAAAAAGAAAAUGGGUACCAAUGGGGAAAAUCAUCAGCCUUUCUUAUGGUACAAAUCAUUUACUGGCGGGGAAUGCUAAAACCUGCAACCAUUCACAUCACUGUGCACAUCUUGUCGUACUCUAUCGAGGAGGAAACGUUCUGGCACAACGUAUGCCUACAUGGAACGUGUCACUCCAAAAACGUGGGCGAUCGAUCAGUGGUUAGGUAAACUUUAGCAUCUGUACAGUGUCAUUCGUGUUUGAGCAACAACACACGAGAGAUCGCAGAAGGUUCCGCAUCAGUAAACAAUGGGGGAUUGAAACGGGGUUGGGGGCGUUACAAUUACGAUAUUACUCCAAAAAACCACUUGCUGCAAUUGAGCGUUUUUUUAAUUCAUUAUCUCGAUAGUAAGAGCGUCAUCGAUGGUGUAUCUGUAUAUAUGUGCACCGUCUUUGUACACUACAUACUCAGCAUUAUGGCAGUCAAUCGUCGCAUCAUCUGGCAUCACAUUCCACCGCAUGGCUUGUUCAAAUUAAACUGCCGUAGUAUCUCGGUUGAACAUGUAUGGCAAUAGCAAUAACACAGACGGAACUGUGAGAGCGUUUUGCGGUUUAACUAUGUCGUCACGCGUAGGUGUGAGUGCGUGGCUUGCUUAGGGGGUUGCUUAACGAUUUCAUGAUCGAGUCUGCUCGAAAUGGCUUCCUGUAAAACACAAAGUAAUACUCCCGUAAAACUCAAGUAUCCUGCUGUGAGUUGCAGUGUAGUUGUUGCGUGGCAUUUUAUUUGGUCAGAUCUGACCGUGAAUCUCUUUAUUGUUGAUUAUGGCUAUUGGAAGUUUAUUUUGCAUGAUUCUCGGCGAUCUGUGCCGUAUUGGUUUAGCACAGUUGAUCGCGACUCUUUCAAAUGAUCAUGUUUUCGGUGCAGUUGAAGAAGAUAUAUUUGCACUUGCACAGUAGUGUUACAGGUCUUGUAAUCAUUGAUUUUCAAAGCUGUGAUUCAUAAUAGCUUUGAAAAUUAGUGGAAAUCGUGUCCGAAUUUACAGAUGUUGAUGUUUUAGUAUGGUCAUUAGCAUACGAUUAACCAGUUUUUAAAAGUAUCCAUUGAAGUGUUAAUUUUUCUUAAUAGAAUGAUGUUAUUACGUUUACAUAGAAUCUUUUUUGGUGUAUCCUAGAUGAAGAUUUAUUGUUAUGAUUGUGUUUGAAUCUCGUAGAAUGUAGUAGAUCAUGCGUGUAAUUGUCUCUCUUUUUUACAUUUGGUGUGUCAUGUUAUUACGAGUGUGUGGCAGCAACUUAAGAUGUCACAGUUUGCUGAGCGAAGGAGCUGCUGUCAUAGGAAGUAGGUUUCAGACGCUCACGAAAUAAGAGCGUUGACAACCUUUCCUCGGCAUCCCGAUAAUGUUUAGGACGAAUUUUGUUGUUGUUCUCGAAUGAUAGCAAAAUGUUUCGCGAGGGCCUGCUAACAUGGUUCAUGUGCACAGAUGGGUUGUAGUUUCUAGGAAAUUUCUUACGUGUAGAAGUGAUGUAGGUUGCGUCUAGUGCCAAUAGGUUGGUGUGCCAGUGCCCUCUUUAGAGAGUUAUACGAACUAGGGCAUCAUGUGGAAGAUGUGACUACAGAUGAAAGUGUAGAAUCUCGGAACAGAAUCUCAUUGCCUCGAUCGUGCGCGGCUCCUUGAUGUUGUUGCGUGCGAUUUUUGUAAUUGCGUGCUCACGAUGUCAUGUGGCUCGUAUCGUUCUUACUUCGCGGCAUGUUAUCGUCGUGUGUGUGGGUGUAGACCUCAAGUAAUCGCCAUCGCACAUCUAGUUCUGCGUUGGUCUCGGUAUCUUGUUGGUCUAGGUCGGCAGGGUAUGGAGACGGAAGGUGGCAAGCCAAUUGCGAGGUGCGGAACCCAAAGACGAGGCGUUGGGGAAAGGGGCGGCAGUAAAUUAUAGUGCACAUCUAAAUAUCUACGGCUAUUACUAUUACUAGUUGUGUUAAUUAGAAAUCUUUUAGUAAUUCAGAAAAAUUUUAACGCAUCAUGUUUUAGAAAUAAUAGUUUAUAAUAGCAACUAGUAGACGAGUGAACCCGUAAUAUAUUGGUAUAUAUUAUAGCAAUCACAUGUAGAUAUAGUAUUCCAAACUCAAGCACACACAGGCCAUAUUCCUAUUACACUAUGCAAUUAAUAUUAGGUAAUGAUGAUAAUAACAUGCGUAGGGUGUAAGUAAUGCUGUUGAUGUUAUAAAUGUGCAGGUAAAUAAAACAUUGGUUCUUAUUUUACCGUCAAA